Messenger RNA from Camellia sinensis, 3590 nucleotides. It is a transcript of the gene TGH, whose product is annotated as SWAP (Suppressor-of-White-APricot)/surp domain-containing protein. Lineage: Eukaryota; Viridiplantae; Streptophyta; Magnoliopsida; Ericales; Theaceae. Gene Ontology annotation, biological process: mRNA processing. Gene Ontology annotation, molecular function: RNA binding. The record is from RefSeq and is a predicted model, not a curated record. Gene Ontology annotation, cellular component: nucleus.
CCAAAAGCGCACCUAUCCAGAAACCCGUUUUCACUUCAUCGUCUCCCUCUCUAUCUCACUCUCUUUCUUCAAUCCGAAUUUAGGGUUUUACCGAUCAAUCCCCAAAUCACCAUUGUUAUGGAUUGUUUUCACAGGCACCAAUUUCAAGUACAAGAAUAGUAUUCGUUGACAAAACAUGGACAGUGAUGAAGAAGAUUACGUGUUCUUCGGAACGCCGAUUGAGCGAGAAGAAGAGAUCACCAGCCGCAAGAAGAAAUCAGUCGCUGAGGCUUCUGGUAAUCUGCGAACCCUUGUCCCAUGGAAGCAAGAGGUCAGAGAUGAAGAAGGGAGAAGAAGAUUCCAUGGAGCAUUUACUGGAGGUUUUUCUGCUGGUUACUACAAUACUGUGGGUUCCAAAGAGGGAUGGACUCCACAGACAUUUACAUCAUCUCGGAAGAAUAGAGCUGAAAUCAAACAACAAAGCAUUCUUAACUUCUUGGAUGACGAUGAGAAAGUGGAUUUGGAAGGCCAAUCAUUGGGAACAUCUAUGCAGUUUGAUACAUUUGGAUUUACAGCGGCUGAACUUGCUCGCAAACAAGCUGAGAAGGAACAACGGCAGAGGCCUUCAAUUAUUCCUGGACCAGCUCCUGAUGAAAUAGUUCUUCCAGCAACAGAUUCCAUUGGUGUAAAGUUGCUGCUGAAGAUGGGAUGGCGACAUGGUCAUGCAAUAAAGGAUUUGCGGACUAAUUCAUUGUAUGAUGCUCGUAGAGAAGCUAGAAAAGCUUUUCUGGCAUUUUCAUCUGAUGAUGCAGCGGCACAGCUUGCUGGCUCUGGGCCUGUUAAGGGUGACCUUGAAAAUAUUAUGGAGUUACCUGCUGAUAAUGAUGAUCAGUUUCCACAGAGCACACCGGUUUAUGUACUCAACCCGAAGCAGGACUUGCAUGGUUUAGGCUAUGAUCCUUUCAAGCAUGCUCCCGAAUUUAGGGAGAAGAAAAGAUCACGCUUAAUUGAUAAUAAGGAGUUGGGGCAUAGGAAACCUUCCUUUAUGAAAGACAGUCUUUUUGCUUCGAGAUCACGAAAGGUUGCUUCUGGUUUUGGCAUUGGCGCACUUGAAGAACUUGAUGCUGAAGAUGAGGAUGUAUAUGCAUCUGGUUAUGACUUUGAAGAAACUUAUGUCCAAGAAAUUGAAGAGCCUUCAAAACUCAGCCUGGACAAUAAGAAAAAGUUUACUGAAAAAGAACAGGGUGUUCUUCCUGGUUUUAAAGUGGCAGCAAAUUCUGACUACCAAUUAGAAAGAUUUGAUCCUCCUGUUAUUCCAAAGGAUUUUGUACCUCUUCAUGAAUUUCCUACUCCUCUUGACAUCAACAACAAAUUUGCUGAUACCCCACCUCCAGAAAUUCCUCCUCCGCAGGAUAAUAAUUUGAAACUCUUGAUUGAAGGGGUUGCAACUUUAGUAGCCCGUUGUGGUAAAUUAUUUGAGGAUCUAUCACGAGAGAAGAAUCAAUCGAAUCCAUUAUUUUCUUUCCUUAAUGGGGGAAAUGGCCAAGAUUAUUAUUCAUGGAAGCUUUGGGAGGAGCGGCAGAAGCGCAAUGAUAAAGAUAAACAGCAUUUGGAUGGGAAAAUGUUUCCAAGUGUGCAGAAGAUUACGGCAGAGAGCCGUGGCAAAAUCUUAGGAGAAAAGCCUCUGGAUAGAAGCUCCAAAGAUGCAACUGUGGCUUUUACCUCUGCAGAUAUUCAGCUCCAAUUCAAUCUUUCAGAUACAUUCACCAAACCUGCAUCAUUUCUCCCGGAUGUUGCAAAACCUUUUCGAGAUGAUCCUGUAAAGCAAGAAAGGUUUGAGAUGUUUCUAAAGGAGAAGUACCACGGAGGGCUUCGCUCUAAAGAUUCUGGUGGUUCGAGUAGCAUGUCAGAAUCUUCUCGAGCUCGUGAGAGGUUGGAGUUUGAGGCUGCAGCGGAGGCAAUAGAGAAGGAAAAACGGGGAAACGAAAGUAGGCUUUCUAAUCAACAGUUUACAGAGAUAUGUGCACCUACAAGUUUGCAGUUUACCUACGGCAGUCAAGAGAAAGUUAGUCAAGCUGAAGAGGAGAUAAUGAGGAAAAUGUAUCCAAAGCGUGAAGAGUUUCAGUGGCGGCCUUCACCUAUUCUGUGCAAGCGUUAUGAUAUAUUGGAUCCUUAUAUGGGGAAGCCACCACCACCUCCACGGGUGAGGAGCAAAGUGAACUCUCUUAUAUUUAUGCCAGAUUCAGUUAAACCUCCAAAGCUCGGGGAAACCACUACAGCAUUUAGGGAUUCAUUGCCUGUACCCCAAUCUGGUGCGGAAGAGAUUAGCAAGGAAGAAGCUGACACAGAACUUGAAGUUGACGUGGAAGUGGAAAAUGUUGAGAGGCCUGUUGACCUCUACAAGGCUAUAUUCUCUGAUGAUUCAGAUGAUGAAGAGAAAAGUUCUGGUCUCAACCAAGUGGAGGAUCCCCAAAAGACGGUUGAAGCUGCUAAUACGACAUUAAAUCGUUUAAUAGCUGGUGACUUUUUGGAAUCUUUGGGUAAAGAACUAGGUCUGGAUGUUCCCUCUGAUAUGCCAUAUCCGGAAAACAAAGCUAGGGCACCAUCUAGUCAGAAGGAAACCGUCAAGGCCAACAAGGGAAAUGUUAACACGCUCCUGGUUGAAAGUAAGCCUUCAUCGACCCUUAACGCUGUUAAUAGGACUUUCUUGAAUCAGGAUGUGCCAGAAAGCAAACCGUAUCGGCGGGGUAAUGUUGUAGAGGGUGGAUCUCAUAAUGGUGAGUUAACCAUUAGCAACGUAAUAAGGACUGUUGCUCCUGGAAAUCAAUCUGGUAAAGUUGAACUUGGCAAAGUGGUUGAAGAAGACAGGAAUGUGAAAACUCCCUCGGGCGGGCACAGAAAUCGGAGCAGCGGUUCAUCAGAAGAUGAAAGGAGUAGAAAGCACUCCAGGCGUCAUCGGCGUAGAAGUAGCAACUCUGAUAGCGAUGCGAUCGACUUGUCUGGUGAUUAUCAGGAUCGUCACCAUUCAAGGUCUAAAGGGAGAAAGAAGGAAUCCUCUAGGGAAAAGAGUAGUAGUAACAGAAAACACUCAAAGCACCAUAAGCGCGGAAGAGAGGAGUCUCCCAGUAGACCUUCUCGUCGCGGUACUGAGAGAGAACAUGAAGCCAAGAGGGAGAGAAGAAGAUAGGAAGAUAAAGGCAUAAAUUUGACAUGGUUGUGAGAAAGAAUUUGAAUUGAAAAAGCUCAUUGAAGAUUCACCAUUUGAUUCAAAGGGUUUAGCUCACUUUGCUGGUGCAAGUUGGUACAGCUUUUUGACUGGUGGUUUGGAGGGCCGGGCCGGGCUCAUGCAGGAGAUCAGAUAAUUGUAUUUCUUAUGUAAUCUCUCUUACACUAGUGUUUUGGGAGCUUUGCACAGAAAAUGCCUAUAUGAUCUGUCUACAAAAUCCUCAUCAGUGUUCUUGCAGUCAACAGGUACUACUACUGGCUAAAGAAGUUAGAAUAUACUGUAAAAAUUGAGCAAUGAAUAUUGUUAGUAAAUGUGUUCUCUUGGUUUUUCCCCAAAUGGAUUGAAGGGUAAUUUUACUAAAUACAGAGGGGGUUUUUUUUUUUUU